Athalia rosae (coleseed sawfly) is the source of this 3324-nucleotide messenger RNA. RefSeq lists its product as uncharacterized. Bases 1100 to 2095 code for a protein of 331 amino acids. The record is from RefSeq and is a predicted model, not a curated record. NCBI's taxonomy places the organism in Eukaryota, Metazoa, Arthropoda, Insecta, Hymenoptera, Athaliidae. The transcript has 5 exons.
ACCAUGCCUAAAAAAAGAUCCUGCACUUUUCAAAUGUCAUCGGAAAAUUUAAAGAACACCGAGUGUCGCAAGUAUUCAGAAAUUUUUUUUCGGCGUACAAUUCAACAUUUCGGAAUGCAAUCUUAUACGCUAUGUACGUGCGAGCCAAAGUCUGAAAUGCGUUAUGACUCAUGCCGUUCAGAAUCGCUGUAUACCUGCAACGCGUCAUCCGACGAUAUCGCUUGUUGCCACAGGACGGAAAGAUCAACAACGCUGCCCAAAUAUUUCGUCUGACAAUAUUUUCCCCCGAAUCAAAUCCAUUGAUUCCAUUUUGUCAUAGGUUUGUUCUGCACUGCGUGUAUCGGUUUAAAAAAAAAACAACAUUCGCAAUUAGCUUCCCGAGUAACGAGGAAAAACUCUCUCUCUUUUUUUUUUUUGAUGAAAGCUCGCGACGAUCUCGGCGAUCGAAAAUAGACGGGAUCUAUAGAUCGAUGGGCGGCGGGGGUGCGACUUUGGUGAAUGAAUCUAUAAAGAUAGAAUCGGGUGAGACAGCUCACUCGGCGUAUUCGCAGUAUUUGAGUUCGGUGGGUGCGAAUGGCAUCAUGUUAUCCACACGUUGCACGUUUGUUGGAAUUUCUGAAAACUUACGUGUCCGAUACUGUUUUAGAAACUCGUGCAAAACAUGCGAAUCGAUGCGCUCUGCCGUACUUCCGAAAAAAUUUGCUUCGCCACGCGAUUGCGAAUCUGCGAACGCGAUUCAAAAUUGCUGAGAUCAUUUACGUGGUCAUUCUGAAACGAAUCAUCGCGCGAUAAUUAUUCGUCUGAUCUUUUAUAGAACACUGUAGAGCAUGGACCAUUAUCCCUCGCGGUACAGCGACGCUUGGCUUAACUAAAAAUUUAUAAAUAGCCAUAAGCCGCGUGUGUCUCGAUGAAUUCAUGGCGCGAAGAGUAAAACAGUGCUUUUUAGGUACAUUUCUUUGCCCCGCUUUUUUUUUUUUUUUUUGUUUCUCUUUCGUGGGUCUCCCACGCAUAUGAUAGCGAUUAGAAAAUAGACGAGAUUCUUCGUGAUCCAGCAACAGCUGUUACCGGUGACGUCGAUCUCGCGGAGAUAAUAAGCGAAAUGAAGCAGCUACGAGUGCAUCAGGAAUUUUUUUUCACGGUGCUUGCAACGAGCAUCGCGACCGUUUUGGCAAAACCGACUCCUGAAAAUGAUCUCCAAGUUUUCGGAGGGAAACCGAGCCCUGGAGAGCUACUCGUAAGGAGACAAAAAACCACAAGCACGUGUCUGAGAAUCGCUCCCGACUUACCGCCCUGCAAUUUCGAUUCGCAGGCCACAUGGCGAUCGACGAGCGGUGAGAUUCUCCACGGAGGUCCUGGCGAAGCUACGAGCGAAGUUUUCCAGGACGGAAGGACCGCUGCGGAGCGCGAAAGCUCCGCAGAUAAUUCAAUCGGAAAUAUCGAAGAUUUGAAAAUCUAUAAGAAGGAUCUCGCUAUCACGAUAGUCUACUAUUUGGAGGGAUGCAUGCCGUACAGACUUCCCUUUGAUCUUCCGUCGUGUCCUAUCGAGGAGUUGCAGACCAUUCAGAUGAACAAACUGGUCCCCUUCAAACUGCCUGACGAUCAAGACGCUCUGAUCUUUCCAGAAAUCGACGUCAAAGAAAUCGAAUUCGCGCAUCGUCACAGCCUCGUUCACUCGUCCCCAAGUCAAUGGCUAACGAAAAUUUUCCAUCGUUCAAAAAAGGGGAUGACGGAUGUUCAGAACUUGAACAGGAUGGCUAAAAAGAAUACAAUGAAUCCGAGCACCGGAAUGGAGAGUACGAAAUACGCUAGCAGGUUUCCCACGUCGGGAGGGUCGGCGCAACUCGGAGACUCCAUGACUUCGGAAUUCUCCUGCGGGUUUUCUGAAAAUUGCAACAACAACGACGUUAACGUCGCAGAGGAGGGACCGGGGAUAAUUUUAGAAUUCCAGCCUCUCGAUAGCGGCGAUAUUUCCGAAGAACUGGAGCUCGGAGAUUUCGGUCGACCGAUCGUCCGCGACGAGAUUACGGAGGUGAGGGAUGACCGCGACGAUGAGGAGGGCGAGCCGUUUGGAAAGGAUAAAAAUAGGGUGCAGUGAAUAAAAGGAGGAUGUAUGUUGUCGACGUGAGCCAGCGAAGAACGGACGAGUGCGGGCGGUUCGAACCUCGAUUGGAUACGACAGGUCACAGGCUGGAACGACGAGGUCAUUUUAUAUUAAGUUAGGGUAGCUAAGAUUAAGUUAGACCGGCGUUGCGCGCCGCUGUUGCCGCGGGAGAAGAGGUAGGGGAGGAGACGAAAGGGAGGAAAAAGGAAAUGAAAAUGAAAAUGAAAAGAAAACGCUGCCGCUAGAAAACGAAUGCGUCUUGUACGCGAACGGAAUGCCCGCGUUGCGGGGAUCGCAGCGAAAAAAGGGGGGCAAAGCGCGAAAUUGUGGAAAACGGAGCCGAGCAACGCGACGAUGUACGGAUCAAUUAAAAAGGACGAUUCCACGCGCGCGUUACUUUUCCGGAGUCAACGCGAUCCUUGAAUGCAGCUGUAUCGAUAUUCCUCGAGAGGUUUGAUGUAACAUUCAUUCGGAUAGAUGGAGGGGGGGCAGAUGUUCGUCAAUCGUGAUAUCAAAAUGACAAGGGCGAUGAUCGAUGAUUAUUUUUUACCCCCCACGUACCUUCGAGGGGUGAACGAAGACGCCGGAGGAUACACGUGGACGAUCGGAGACGGUGGAUUUUUUAUAUUUUUGGUUAUAACGACGGAAAUUUUUGUGACAUUUUUUUUUCUACAGUUCCUGAAGUGAGCCGUUCGCCGUACCGAUCGUCGAACGUCUUUUGCUUUUCUCAUUAAAAUACAUUCAACGUAAAUGAUCGUGAUACCGCAUUCCCUGAUAUUGAUACACGUAGAUUCAUUGAGAUCCUCGAAAGCAAUUCGUCCGAAGGUGUGCGAGGUGAUCUAUUAUUUUAAUACCGCCGAAAUUUGCCGGGGUAUAUUGGAAAAAAAAUCCCGACUACUCGUAUAAACUAGUGAAUUGUUUAAAAAAAAAUACAUAUAUAUAAUAUAAUAUAUUAUACCUGUAGGAUAAAAUUACGGUUCCAGCAGCGUUAGCUACGUAGCCGGGUGAUUUUUAGUUAGGUAAUCGGAUUCAUAAUGUAUAAAACUUCGAUAAUGUACGCUCCAUUGAUUCGGGGGAGGGGGGAGGGAAAACGACGAUAGAUUUUUUGUCAUACGAAAAAAUUUAUUAUCCUCUGUUUCGCGCGGAGAAUAGAAUCGUUAGCAAACUAAAUGAUAUGACAAAAGUCGAGUGAUGAGAUCAAUAAAUAAAUAGGUAUGAAUAAA